CGGGGCUCGAGCGCUUCGGCCGAGAUUGCCGCCGGGGGCAGCCUCUUAAUCCCACCCGCAGAGCAGCUCAGGCCGCCGCAGACGUCGUCAGCGGCGCAUGUUCCAGCAGGCCGUCACCGACAACGGCGGCGCGCCGCCCCCGGCCGAACGGGGCUGGCUCGAUGGGCUAACAGCCUGCGUCCUCCCUACUACGGACGGCGACGACGCGCCGGGCGACUCCCUGAGCCCCUGCGGCUGCGACUCGACGAGCGCGCCCGACGACGCCCCAUCAGCGCAGCCGCCGCCGCCGGCGACGGCCGCGCCCGGGUCGGCGCGCGUCGUCGUGCUGGGCGGCGACGGCUGCGGCAAGCUCUCGCUAAUAAGAGCGUGGCGGCGGCGCGACCCGAGUACUUCAUAUGAAUCGAGCCGCCACGGCGCGCGCUUCACGCACGUCGCGCUCGGAAAUGAUGGCCACGUCGUCCUGAACGCGCUGGAUAGCGGGGACCUCGCCUCGCCCAAAUCGAUGAAGGCGGCGGCCCAGACCUUCGACGAGGCGACGGCGCGGGAAGUCCGCGUCGCGUCAGCGCACGCGCGCCUGAGCUCGGCCGAGGGCGUCGCGGUCGUGGUGGACGUGGCGACGGUCGACGUCGAGACGGCGCGGGCCUGGGUCCAGGCCGUGCGCGCGGCCCACGCCGCCGCCGCCGUCGUGCUCAUCGCGAACAAGUGGGGCCUCGCGCGGAAAGAAGCCGAGGAGGCUGAUUUAGUUUCCAGGGCGGCGCGGCUCGCGCGGGCCUUGGACGUCGACGCGUGGUUCCCGGGCCUGGGCGAGGUCGACGCGGAGAAGGCGACGGACGCGGACCUGGCGCCGCUGCGCUACCUGCUCGACGACGUGCUCAUGCGGCGGCGCGUCUUCGCCGCGAACGUGGCGCGUGCGCGCAAGGAGUCCGCGCAGGGCCUGCGCGGCGCGGGGCGGGCGGGCAUGGCGGCCUAAUAAGAGUCCUUGUCAGUCC
Molecule: messenger RNA, 989 nt
Organism: Pelagomonas calceolata
Lineage: Eukaryota; Pelagophyceae; Pelagomonadales; Pelagomonadaceae
Source: the annotation of a GenBank genome assembly